This is a messenger RNA of Lycium ferocissimum, 2985 nucleotides long. RefSeq lists its product as uncharacterized. The record is from RefSeq and is a predicted model, not a curated record. NCBI's taxonomy places the organism in Eukaryota, Viridiplantae, Streptophyta, Magnoliopsida, Solanales, Solanaceae. The transcript has a single exon. The coding region runs from base 107 to 2818 and encodes 903 amino acids.
CUAGUUAAUGUAGUAGUAGUACUAUACUACAGCUAGUCCACUUCCUUUCUCUCUCUCUUUCUUCUUCACUUCAAUCUUCUUUCUUCCCAAAAAAACAACUCUCAAAAUGGAGCAUCCAUUUUUUAUGAGCAACACCGGAAACACUUCACGUGCAGAAGCUAUACGGUGGUUAUCAAUAGCUGAAAAACUAUUAACUAACCGUGACCUAGUGGGGUCAAAGUCAUUUGCGACCCGUGCCCGUGAAUCUGACCCGACCCUUUUACCAGCUGAACAAAUUAUUGCUAUUGUUGAUACCCUAAUUGCUGGUGAUAAACGGAUCAAUAAUCAACAUCUUGAUUACUACUCUAUCCUUCAAAUCCCUUUAAACCAAACCCAUGAUUCUGAGCUUAUUGCUAAUCAGUACAGGCGUUUAGCUUUGUUGUUAAACCCUCAGAAGAAUAAUUUCCCUUUCUCUGAACAUGCUUUUCAUCUUGUUGUUGAUGCUUGGUCUGUACUUUCAAAUGCUUUUAGGAGAAGUGUUUAUGAUAAAGAAAUUGGGUUUUUUCUUAACCUUAACCCUGUUGUUGUUGUAUCUUCUCCAAGUAGUAACAGUAACCCUAUUGGUUUCAUGCAACAAAGUUCUAUGAUUUUUCAGAGUCAACAACAACAACAACCACAAGUGAGUUCUGUACCAAGUUCAAGUUCAAGAGAGAGGCAAACAGUAACUUUUCUUCAAGAACCACAACCCCAACAGCCAAUUACUUCAUUUCUUGGAAGAAACCAAACACAGCCAGUUAGUUCUACUAUGUUAAGUCCAAACAGGGAACAACAAAACCCGUUUACUUUCGGGUCAAGUACCACUAGAGGGCAACAACAACAACAACAACAAGUAGCUUUUGCAGAGUCAACAAGAGGUCAACAGGUAGCUUUUGUAGAGUCGAGAAGAGAUCAACGACAAGUAGCUUCUGUAGAGCAGCAAGGUAAUAAGCAGGCAGCACAAAGGAAUGAGGGGUUGUUUGGGAAUAGUCAAAAUUACACUGUUAGUGCUAGUAAAGGUGUGAACAACAAUGAGGGGUUGUUUGGGAACAAUCAAGAUCACUCUGUUAAUAGUGGUAAAAAUGUGAACUUUGGGAACAAUCAGAAUUACUCUUCUAGUGCUAGUAAAAUUGUGAACAGUGAGGGUUUGUUUGGGAACACUCAAAAUCAGUCUGUUAGUGCUAGUAAAAAUGUGAGUAAUGAGGGUUUGUUUGGUAACAAUCAGAAUCAGUCUGCUAGUACCGGUAGAAAUGUGAGCAAUGAGGGUUUGUUUGGGAACAAUCAAAAUCAGUCUGCUAGUACCGGUAGAAAUGUGAGCAAUGAGGGUUUGUUUGGGAACAAUCAAAAUCAGUCUGCUAGUACCGGUAGAAAUGUGAGCAAUGAGGGUUUGUUUGGGAACCAAAAUCAGUCUGCUAGUGCUAGUAAAAUUGUGAGCACUGAGAGUUUGUUUGGGAACAAUCAAAAUCAGUCUGCUAGUACUGGUAGAAAUGUGAGCAAUGAGGGUUUGUUUGGAAACAAUCAAAAUUACCCUGCUAGUGCUAGUAAAAAUGCGAACAAUGAGGGUUUGUUUGGGAACAACACUCAAAAUCAGCCUGUUAGUGCUAGUAAAAAUGUGAACAAUGAGGGUUUGUUUGGGAACAAUCAGAAUCGUUCUGCUAAUACUAGUAGCAACAAUGUGAACAGUGAGGGUUUGUUUGGGAACAAUCAAAAUCAUCCUGCUAGCACCACUAGAAAUGUGAACAAUGAGUUGUUUGGGAACAAUCAAAAUCACUCUGCUAGUACUGGUAACAAUGUGACCAAUGAGGGUUUGUUUGGGAAUAGUCAAAAUCACUCUGUUACUACUAGUCACAACAAUGUGAACAAUGAGGGUUUGCUUGGGAACAAUCAAAAUCAUUCUGCUAGUAUUAGUAACAACAAUGUGAACAGUAUCAGGGGAAAAAAGAGGGGUGCAGAUGAGCCGAGUCAUGCUGUUCCUAGUUUCUGGACUGCAUGUCCUUAUUGUUAUCUGAUGUAUGAGUAUCCUUUAGAGUAUGUGGAUUGUACUUUGAGGUGUCAAAAGUGCAAGAGGGCAUUUCAGGCUGUAAAGAUUGCCUCCCCUCCCCCAAUUAUAGAGGGACAAGAAGCUUAUAUCUGUUGUUGGGGAUUUAUGCCUUUAGGAUUUUCCGUGGAUAUUUUUAAGAAAUACAAAGGUAAUAUUUCGAGCUGGACUCCGUUUGCACCCAUUAAUAAGCAUGGCGGUGCAAGAAAGCCAUCCGCUCCGAGGGUUUAUAUUGAUGAUUAUGAGGAGGAUGUGUUUCUGGGAUUAUCAGAGUCGAGUGAGGAGUCAGAUGAUGAUUGGAAGGGUGAUAAGAAGACGAAGAAGGCAAAGAUUGGGAAACGAAAGAGUAAAAGGCUUAGAGAGAGUAAAAGGCUUAGGAGAAAAAAAGCCAAGAUACAGCAAUCCGACAAGGGAAAGAAUGUUGUAGGGAAUGCUGGUGAUGAUGUGCAAGAUGUUUCAGCGACUCAAGGGGAUGUAGAAAUACCCAAUGUUGCGACAGCUCAGUCAAGCAAGAGAGGUAUUGCUAGUAACACAAGAAGGCAAGCUGGGAGGGUUGCUAAAGAUGUUGGGAAGUUAGAUUUGAAUGUGGAAUUCAGUAAUGAGGUUGAAGAGCCUCCUGCACCUGGGAUGGGCCAAGGGAAUGGAGCUGGAACAGGGGAGGAUGGAAACAUUGAAGGGAUUGAGUUUUUUGAGGGUCUUGAUGAAUUCCUAAGCAGUCUUCCUAUUCUCAAUGCCGUGGGUGAUGAUAAGGUUAAGGCUGCCUAGCGAAGUAAGGCACUUCUUUUGUUCUAGUUGUAGCUUCCUUUUGUCUUUUGUAUGUUUUAGUAAGGGAUGAAAAGCUACUCAGGCAUUUGCCUCGAUGUUUCCAUUGUAAUGCUAAUGUACUGCUAGUUUGUGCUGAAGUAGCUGCAAUAAUCAGCUUUUUGCUCCAA